GAGCUCGGCGGCGGCGGCGGCGCUGCGGGACUCUGGCGGCAGCGCUCCUAAUGGCUGCGCGCGGGCCGCGCUGAGGCGCCGGCGGAGAGCGACGCGCGCGGGCCGCGGAGCAGCCGGAGCGAGCGAGCGCGCGGCCGGACCCCGGCCAGGCCCGGCCCGACCCGCUAAGCCCGCGAUGCACCCCGGGGCCGCCGCCUGGCGCAGCUGACGCGCGGCCCGCGGACACCGGCCGGCCAGCCAGGCCACGAUGGCGGGGAAGGCGGCCGCCCCGGGCACCGCGGUGCUGCUGGUCACGGCCAACGUGGGCUCACUCUUCGACGACCCAGAAAACCUGCAGAAGAACUGGCUCCGGGAGUUUUAUCAGGUCGUCCACACGCACAAGCCGCACUUCAUGGCCCUGCACUGCCAGGAGUUUGGAGGGAAGAACUAUGAAGCCUCUAUGUCGCACGUGGACAAGUUUGUCAAGGAGCUGCUGUCGAGUGACGCGAUGAAGGAGUAUAAUCGGGCGCGCGUCUACCUGGACGAGAACUACAGGUCCCAGGAGCACUUCACGGCUCUAGGAAGCUUUUAUUUCCUUCACGAAUCCUUGAAAAACAUCUACCAGUUUGACUUCAAAGCCAAGAAGUAUAAAAAAGUCACUGGCAAAGAGAUCUACUCGGACACUCUGGAGAGCACCCCCAUGCUGGAGAAGGAGAAGUUCCCACAGGACUACUUCCCCGAGUGCAAGUGGUCCAGAAAGGGCUUCGUGCGGACGAGGUGGUGCGUCGCCGACUGCGCCUUUGACCUGGUGAACAUCCAUCUUUUCCAUGACGCUUCCAACCUCGUUGCGUGGGAGACAAGCCCCUCUGUGUACGCGGGGAUCCGGCACAAGGCCCUGGGCUACGUGCUCGACAGGAUCAUCGACCAGCGAUUCGAGAAAGUGUCCUACUUUGUCUUUGGCGACUUCAACUUCCGACUGGAUUCCAAGUCCGUGGUGGAGACACUCUGCACGAAGGCCACGAUGCAGACAGUGCGCGCCGCCGACACCAACGAGGUCGUGAAGCUGAUAUUCCGCGAGUCGGACAACGACCGGAAGGUGAUGCUGCAGCUGGAGAAGAAACUGUUCGACUACUUCAACCAGGAGGUUUUCCGCGAGGACAACGGCACCGCGCUCCUCGAAUUUGACAAAGAAUUGUCUGUCUUUAAGGACAGACUGUAUGAACUGGACAUCUCGUUCCCUCCCAGCUACCCCUACAGCGAGGACGCCAGCCAAGGCCGGCAGUACAUGAACACCCGGUGCCCUGCCUGGUGUGACCGCGUGCUCAUGUCCCCGUCCGCCAAGGAGCUGAUUCUGAGGUCGGAGAGCGAGGAGAAGGUCGUCACCUACGACCACAUCGGGCCCAAUGUCUGCAUGGGAGACCACAAGCCCGUGUUCCUGGCCUUCCGCGUGGCGCCCGGGGCAGGUAAAGCUCACGCACACGUGCACAAGUGUUGUGUCGUGCAGUGACGUGUGGGCGGCGAUGCCAGCGGCAGGAGCGGACGCCCCGCGAGCCCUGCCUGUAGCGCGGAGCAGAGGACGCCGCCCCCGUCGGAGCCCACGCUCAGCCGCCGCAUGGAGCAUCGCGCCGAGCCCACCGCCUGCCGCCGGCCCGCACUUCGCUUCCGCCCCCGGCCGUCCCGGGGGCCCACAUACCUCACUGUCUUGUCUGUUCAUGUGACAUUAAGUAGAAAUAUUGGGUUUUUUAAUAAGUCACAGUCUGGUUGCCAAAACUCUAAUAGACAGCGGAGAUUCUGUAUUUUAGACUUCACGGUUUUCAGUUUGCGAUCGUCGUCCGCGUGGGGACCCACGGGUGGCAGCUCCCCGCGCGUCCAUGGUUCUGAAUCACACUGCAGCUGCUUCCCGGUUUUAUAUAUAAAUAUAUAUAAAUGUAUACUUUUUAAAGUAAUUUAUAAAUCUUACCAAACUUACGCUAAAUGUACUUCCCGGUAUGAAUGCGCGAGUGCCGCACCCGCGAGCGAGCCGGCAUCUGGGAGCGCGGUCCCGUGAGCGUCGCGCGCACCCUCCAGGGCCACGGGGGCGCCCGCCUGGCCCCGCUGGCAGCCGGGGCUCCGCGGCCUCUUCUGUGUCAGAUUCAGACCCGAAUGUGAAGUUUAUCGCCGGCUUGGGUGCACCUUUUAAGAAUUUUGUAAACCGUUUUGUCUGUCUUUUGUUACUGUUCUAUGGUGCCAAGUAUUAUACAUAAAACAAUAAUGUCGUGGGGGGAAUAAAGAUAGCCUAGUCUGCUUCCAGUAGAACCUGCUUUUAACACGAACUGUAUAUAGAAACGUGAAGAGAACAGAGCUGUGCAGGGCUCCGCGGCCAACGCCCGGCAGACAGCCCGGCCGCCCUGGCUCCCCCGCCCUCGGCGGCCGCGCCGCGGGGAAGGGCGCCCGCAGACGCCUCUGCUCCAGAACACUACAAGGCCCGGGCGGGGCCGCGGGCAGAUGCCCGCGUGUAGGUCAGUCACUACGGCCUGUCCGAGUCCUGGACAGCGGGGUGGGGCUGCGGCCCCGGCGCUGUCCACGGCCGAGCGGCACUUCUGGCCCCCAGGGUUUCGGCGGCUGGUCGCUGCGGAGGCCUUUAAAGAGGGUCACUCGGGUCCCUAAGCAAUAAAAUUGAUCCUGGUG
Molecule: messenger RNA, 2646 nt
Organism: Pteronotus mesoamericanus
Lineage: Eukaryota; Metazoa; Chordata; Mammalia; Chiroptera; Mormoopidae
Gene: INPP5A
Product: inositol polyphosphate-5-phosphatase A
Exons: 16
Coding region: 248-1486 (412 amino acids)
Biological process (GO): phosphatidylinositol dephosphorylation
Molecular function (GO): inositol-polyphosphate 5-phosphatase activity
Source: RefSeq, a predicted model, not a curated record